AUGAUCAACACUCAUAAUCCCGCGCUCACCGUCGCGGACGCGGACAAUAUCUCGGACCGAAACCCGAACCUCGCCCUCAUGCCGCCGGGCUACGACGGAGCCGCCAUGGUGCAGUUCGGGCUGGGUACCUUCUUCGCGGACAGGCAUUGGGGCGAUAGACGGCCCAACCACUACAUGGCUAUGAAGCACGGUCCGAUGGGUAUAGGAGAUACGAAUCGCCGCUUGGCGGAUCCGACCCGCGUGAUCAUCGGCGGCAUGGACACGGUAAAACACACGUGGCACGCCAACCAGGAGACCCCGCAAGACAAUCUCGUCAUGAUGCAGCGCUGUUUGGAACGGGAGGUCAUGCUCCAAGCCAUGUAUCCCAACGAAUACCGGCCUCCGGGCUAUGGCUGGCUCCCUCCCAUAUACGAGCCGCAAAACUUGCAGGAUGUGGAGCAAGGCGCGCCAGGCAUGGGCGGCAACGGCAUUACCAUGCAUCGUGAACAAGUCGAGGAUAGUUUCCGCAUGGCGCAGCCACUAGCCCGCCUCUCACACCCGGCCUGGGUCACUGCGCUCAACCCGUUGGCGGUACCAUUGCCCGCGGCGGCCGCGAGUAGUUCCCCUUCCAGAUCCAUUCCUCACCUUCAGCCCAUGACGCAGACACAUCAGGGGAAAUGGACGAAGAUCCACCCGAACCUCCGCCUGAGCCCCACAUGGGAACUAUCAUGA
This is a messenger RNA of Parascedosporium putredinis, 711 nucleotides long. Lineage: Eukaryota; Fungi; Ascomycota; Sordariomycetes; Microascales; Microascaceae. The record is from the annotation of a GenBank genome assembly.